ACAACGCUGCAGUUCGCCUCCCAGCCUGUAGGUGGCCAACAAGACCAGCCUGGCUGCAAACCGACUGGAAGCGGCUAGCUACCGCCAGCUAUCAUAACAUUAUCCAUCCGCUGUUUUUUACCGUCAGUCGUCGGUUGGCGAGCUUGCUCGAGGCUGGCUUCACUGGCCAAACAUGCAGAAAUAUGAGAAGCUUGAAAAAAUCGGAGAGGGUACCUACGGGACCGUUUUCAAAGCCAAAAACAGAGAAACCCACGAAAUUGUGGCUUUGAAGAGAGUGAGGCUGGACGACGACGAUGAGGGGGUUCCAAGUUCUGCUCUGAGAGAAAUCUGUCUUCUGAAGGAACUAAAGCAUAAAAACAUUGUCAGACUACAUGAUGUUUUGCACAGUGACAAGAAGUUAACCUUGGUUUUUGAAUACUGUGAUCAGGAUUUGAAGAAGUAUUUUGACAGCUGCAAUGGGGACCUUGAUCCUGAAACUGUGAAGUCGUUCAUGUACCAGCUGUUGAAAGGUCUCGCUUUCUGUCACAGUAGAAACGUUCUUCACAGAGAUCUGAAGCCGCAGAAUCUCCUCAUCAACAGAAAUGGGGAGUUGAAGCUGGCUGACUUCGGUUUGGCUCGCGCUUUUGGCAUCCCUGUGAGGUGCUACUCAGCCGAGGUGGUGACACUAUGGUACCGGCCUCCAGAUGUGCUGUUUGGUGCUAAACUUUAUUCUACCUCUAUUGACAUGUGGUCUGCAGGAUGCAUAUUUGCAGAGCUGGCUAACGCUGGAAGGCCUUUAUUCCCCGGCAACGACGUGGACGACCAGUUGAAAAGAAUCUUCAGAUUGUUGGGUACACCAACCGAAGAACAGUGGCAGACGAUGACAAAACUUCCAGAUUACAAGCCAUAUCCUAUGUAUCCAGCCACCACCUCACUGGUGAAUGUGGUCCCCAAACUAAGUAGCACAGGGCGGGAUCUUCUCCAGAACCUGUUGAAAUGUAAUCCUGUCCAGAGGAUCUCUGCAGAGGAAGCCUUGCAGCACCCUUACUUUGCAGAUUUCUGCCCACCCUAAACGCUUAAUUGCCUCUCACUGAACCUCAGCCGCCAGAAUCAAUCAUCCCUCUUCUCUCUGUUGGGUCAUUAGGACCAAAUCCCAACAAGGCAAAUCCCUCACCGGUUUUCAAACACUCUCCUGCAGUUCAUUCAGUUGUGCCUCUGUGUGGAACAAAGUCCUCGUGGCUCUGCAAGGUUUUAGGUUCUUUUAAGUUGAAAGCCUGUUAAAUUAGCUUCACACACUCUUCCCAGUGAAUUUAUCUGGGAGGGUUUAGCAUCGAAUACUUUACAGCCACAGGAAAGUGUUUUUUAACAAGACGCCCCGCUCCAAAAAUAAUGAAAUUAACGUGUUUAUUCUGACUUUUACAACGGUCGUUCAUGGACGAGAUGCACCCUAAGAAUCUGUGGUAAUCUCAUUUAGUGAAGUCAUUUUAGAUUCCUAAUAUAUCACUUUAAAAUAUAAGUUUAGAACAUGCAUGAACACUUACUUUCAGUUAAUAACCAGGUGAGGUCAAGAUAAGCAAUCAUAUCUAUUGUAUUUCAAAUUCAUAUCAUAUGCACACUGAUCAGCCACAACAUUAAAACCACUGAUAGGAUAAGUAAGUUACAUAAACCAUCUUGUGGCUAUUUAAUGUUCUGCUGGGAAACUUUUGGACCUGACAUUCAUGUGGAUAUUACGUACACAUGUACCACCCACCUAGACCAGACCAGACCAGGCACCCCCCAGCCCAUAGCAAUGACUCUCCUUGAUGGCAGCAGACAUCCCCAGCGGUUUGGAAACAACUGAAAAAAAACAAAAAAAACAUUAAAAACAGCACAUGGUGUUAGAUCCUAAACCCAUCCAGUAUCUGUGUGAUACACUGGAACAAGAGGCCCCUCCCCUCAAUCAGUAGCACCCAACAUUGUGUUGCCAGUCACCACAGGACGCCCUCAGAAGCCCCAUGUCUAUUCUCUGAUGAGUCACAGCCAUUUUACAGGCACAAGGGAGAACCACACAGUAUAAUGAAGGUGGUCAUAAUGCUAUGCCAGAUUGGUGUACACUAAGUAUUCCUGUGCUCCAGUUUGUUCACGUUUCUCUUUAAAAUCGUCUGAGUUAUCCACAGAUUCACGGGGCAUCUAGUGCUACCAGGUUGCUUUUAGUUAUAGGUUCAGAUUAACUGAUGCGGCAGCUUUAGAAUCACAAGUCACUGAUUCGUUUAAAAAAUUACUCAAAGCCACACGUCCCCAUUUGAUUUUUCUAACACAGGUCAGUAAUUUCCAAUUUCCUUGGUGGUUUCCUCAAUAUCAUUAUGUCGUUUGGUAUUAAUCAAAGGGAGAUGGAAAUUCCCACCAAAGAACUGAUCCAAUUAAAUGUGAAAUUAAAUUCCAAUUUUUUUGUCUGUGCACAAAACUCACCAGUCGAAUGAAAACCCUGUUUGUUUGUUUGUUUGUUUUUACCAAAAUACAAACUUAUUGCCUGGAAACAACAUAGAAAACAUAGUAAGGCCCUUACAGACUAUUUUUACUGCUUGGACGGCACACUUUAACAUUUCAGUCGUUUCUCACACACCAACAGCACAGCCCGCUACCUGUUAAGAGAUUGUAUACUAGCAUGGGAAGAUAAUUUAUCGUUUUGUUUUUUUUGUUUGUUUGUUUGUUUGUUUUUCCUCAGGCUUUUCAUUUCCCAUUUUGUAUUUGUCUUUUUGUGCACUUUGUAACUGAUUGUUUUAUUUGAAAUUGUUUAGUUAUCAUUAUUAUAAAAACAUGUUGAAUACUGACAGCCAGGAUUAUAGCUGGUAAUCAAUAAAUGGGCCAACAUCUAUAGAUCUAUAUCUAUCUAUCUAUAUAUAUACAUAUAUAUGUAAAUGACCAGUGGACCAUUAGUGACACAGUAACAUUUUUUUCCAUUAAUAUACUAAUUUGUUUUUAGCUUUUCUGAAACGCAAUAGUUAAGUUAGAUAUACUCCACUGGUUAUCUGUAUUUCCACCAUCAGCUGGUUCCAUUCUGGUCACUCAUUACGUUUAAAUGGUUAAAACAGCUUGCAGUGCUACUCCACUCGACGUUGCUACAGUUCUUAUCCCAUAAAAAAAAUAAGCAACAGUUUUAUCUGAAGUGGCUGUCUUGACUGGGGGAAGGAUUUAAUUUUAUUUCUGCUGAUGUAAGACAAGAUAAUGGAUGCAUGUAUUUAUUAAUGAUGGAAUGUUUGCUCUUUUUUGCAUUUUCUUUUAAAUGUAGCACAAGUUCAUUUGGUACAGACGCUCAUUUUGGGUGAUUUAAGGUUACUGAGAUCUGCUUUAGAUUUUUUUUUUUUUUUUUGCGGAUGUACAAAAAAAACGUGUGAUUUAAGUUCAUUUGACAAAACACAAAAGCAUUAGGUCUUAGUAUUCUGACGUCUUGUGGUGACGACGGGACAUUUUACUUUACACAUCUUAAAUUUUCAUUUGAAACAAGUGUCUUGUUUUUUUUUUUGUUUGUUUUUUUACACUUUUAUGUUUUGCUGGUAGAAAUCUAGGACAAAUGUUAUGUGUACAUUUCAGCCAGUAAGACUCAGUAUUCAGUAAAGUCAACACACAACACAAACACGUUUGCGCUUCUUAACAAAAAGUAUAGAAUUUAUAGCUUACAUCUUAGUGUAUUAGGAGGAUAAUCUGUAUGUCCUUUGUUAUCUUGUGGCUAGUGUUUGAGGAAACACCCAGAGGACGGGGAUAUAGUUCACUUUUUAACAUCUACAAAUCUGUGCCAUCAAACUAUAACUGAAUACACUGCAGCACUGUACAGGUUUGAGAUAUGUGUGCUAUAAUUUAAAUUCAUCAUCCACUACGUUUUUUUUUUUAAGUCAAACAUGUAAAUACGUUGUAAUGGAUCGAAGCUCCAGUCGUUCACAAAAUUGCAAAAGGGCAAUUAUCAACGUUAUUUCCUGACAGUGCUUCUGUACAUACGCUAAGAUUUCAAUACAGGUUUCACUUGCUACAA
Molecule: messenger RNA, 3985 nt
Organism: Mugil cephalus (flathead mullet)
Lineage: Eukaryota; Metazoa; Chordata; Actinopteri; Mugiliformes; Mugilidae
Gene: cdk5
Product: cyclin-dependent kinase 5
Exons: 12
Coding region: 173-1051 (292 amino acids)
Biological process (GO): synaptic vesicle transport; axonogenesis; protein phosphorylation
Cellular component (GO): cytoplasm; nucleus
Molecular function (GO): cyclin-dependent protein serine/threonine kinase activity; ATP binding
Source: RefSeq, a predicted model, not a curated record